UCAAAAUGGCGACGUCCAUGACAUGUGAAGAUGAAGGUGGGGAAAUAAAAGGACCAGAAACAAAGUGUCGUACCGAGAAAAUGGUGUUUAUAUCUGAGGAAAUGGAGCGAUGGAACUGCUUGAGGAAUAGCCUGGGUUUGGAAGAAAAAGACAACCCAGUUGUUGCAAAAUACUUGCUAGAUUUGUACAGCAAUGUGGGAAGUACUGUCACACAACGAAACAUCCACUCGCUUCCAGACUGGUCACCCCCAGACUCACCAGGCCUCAUCACCAACUCAGGUCUUGAGGAGACACGCAAGAAGAGAAUUGAGGACAUUGCAUCAAAAAUUAGAAAAAGAAAGCUAAAUGAUUGUCAAGAUUCUCUAUCCACUGUGUCGGAGCCACCACCUGCCCCCGCCCCGGUCAGUCCCGUGUCCAGCCAUAUCGUGUUCAAGGAGCUGGACGCACACUCAAUUAUCAUGAUGUCCAGACACCCCGUGGUCAGUCUGGUCAACGACCAACAGAUCCUCGCCCUGGACUCUGCCAUGACCUUGUCUCAAGAAAACAGUCGUAAAUGGAAGCAGUUUUGUGCUGCCAACCGUGAUGGCAAGACCUGCGUGUUGCCAGGCCUGUACAGGCUGUGGCAACAGAACAAGUACCUGGACGCCGUCCUAGUGGUCAACAGGCACCGGGUUGCUCUCCACAAGAUCCUGCUGAUUGGAGCAUCACCAGUGCUGAGUGGCGAGUUCGGGCAGGAGCCCAUCCACGAUAUGAACGAGUAUAGACUCGAAAUAGACAACACUGAUAUGAACAAUACCGUGUUGGUGUCACUGGUGCGCUACCUGUACACCGGGCUGCUGGUGUGUAGUCCCCGCCAACAGAUGGCGCUGCAUAGGUUGGCCAGACUACUGAAGAUCGACAGGUUGUGUGCCAUGUGCAACAAAGUGAAGCAUGCUGGGAGUGCAGACAGGAAGUCAGUGGGGCGGGCAACUAACAAGGGCCAUAAUGAACAAGACAAAGGUGAUGAUGUGUGUGUUGAGAAGCCUGUCAGUCGUGAACACGGUGUAUCCCUGUUAGGGAAUGGACAAGCAGUGAAAGACAACACAGUCAGUACAGAAAUGCGAACCUGCAGUGGUGACAGUGUCAGUAAUGGAAGGUUUGGCUGAGAUGUGCAAGUCGACAAGUGUUGGCUCCACUAUGUCUACAUAGUGAUGAAACGUUUACUCCAUCAAAAGCCCCUACAGAAGAUCAGUUCAGAUGAACCAACCAAAAAAAACCCAGGACAACCCAAUCUAUAUGAAUGAUGAGUGAGUUCUUGAGUCAUCAGAUGUUGCCUUUCAUGAUGAUUUCUUUCGCACCUUGAUUCAGAAAUGUUGAUUUUAUCAAAAGAAAGCCCACACAUUUUUUAUCGAUGGUGCUCCCUGAAGGGUGAAUAUGCGGUGGCACUCAAAAACAACAGGGUGUAUAUAAUAUUCACAACCAUUUAAUCAUGAUGAUGGUGUAUCCUAUACUGAGCUUUUGUUUUCAAGAUCAGAUAUGUUGGUCUGAAUGUUUUACUCACUCCUACCGAAAAAUUGCCUCAAUGCUGAUUGGAUGAUUAGAAAGUUCUCGAUCUUCGAUUAUCCAAGUUCAGAAAGUUAACCUGAUGCAGUCUCCUGUGGAUGGGUGGUCAGAUCUUCACUAAGAGAGGUGUUAUAUCAGGGUUAAAGAUCUGAUGUUAAGGAGACUGAUAAGCAUGAUAAGAACCCAGUAAUGAAAGCAUCAAGCAGGGUAUACAGAUCCUUGAUCAUCCAGGGUGUUGUAUCCAUUCAGUCAUCAUUUAUACCCUAGCUGGGCCCAUUCACAACCUCACCUUUGUUUGGAGUCUGAUUUGAAUGACAUUUAUAAAUACUACAAAUAGCCAUCCAAUCCAGUAACACUCGUGAACGAGAGACAUUUUGUGGAAAGCUACUGAUAAGAAAUGCAGAUAUUUUGACUUCAGUUUCCAAAGGAAGCUCAGUUGCAAAUGGCCCAGGGUAUUUGUCGCAUAAUAAAAUGGAGAUGUUCACACUUCAUCAUGUCGAUCAGUUAGGAUUGGGUAAACAGUAAAUCUUUGUUUGAAGUCACACAUUAACAAUCUCGCUGCCCUCCAAGUGGUCUCCUCCUCAUCUUCAUAUUUUGUUGUUAUGUGGCUCCCAAAGUUGUUGGACAAAGUGACAGAUUCUCUCUGACUUGUGACUGAUCAAUCAUGGGGUUGGGUUGACAGUAAGCAGCAUGUUAAUUACUGUCUGUGACACCAUGGAGAGCAAUACAUGGAUUUGGAACUGAUAUUUAGUAGGCAUGUAUUCACAGGAGUGGACCUGCUUUGUGAAAUCUAGGGCUGGAAGAUUCGUGAAACCAGAAGUAAAAAUAAAGCAUGAACAUGUUCA
Molecule: messenger RNA, 2387 nt
Organism: Haliotis rufescens (red abalone)
Lineage: Eukaryota; Metazoa; Mollusca; Gastropoda; Lepetellida; Haliotidae
Exons: 5
Coding region: 6-1145 (379 amino acids)
Molecular function (GO): protein binding
Source: RefSeq, a predicted model, not a curated record